AGCGACUGUCAAGUGAUGAUUCAUUUAUUACAACAAACAAUACAAUUUGUAUUACUCACUUCUAAGUUAAAAAAUUUAUAAAAACAAAUUUCGACCCAAACAAGAUGUUUUCAACAAAUCCAAACUACACAAAAUUGAAGACUCAUCUACGGCUGUCUAUAAAUCGCCUUAAACUUCUAGAGAAAAAGAAAACAGAGUUGGCUCAAAAGGCUCGAAAGGAAAUUGCUGAAUAUAUUGCUUCAGGAAAAACUGAACGGGCCAAAAUUCGAGUAGAGCAUAUUAUCCGAGAGGAUUACAUGGUAGAAGCCAUGGAAAUAGUGGAAAUGUACUGUGAUUUAAUAUUGGCAAGGUUUGGAUUAGUAACACAGAUGAAAGAUUUAGAUGAGGGAUUGGCAGAGGCUAUAUCGAGUCUCAUAUGGGUUGCACCACGCAUGCACACUGAUAUACAGGAACUCAAAGUGAUAUCAGAUUUACUGACAGCCAAAUACGGAAAGGUUUAUGCGGAAGCAUGUCGCAAUGAGAGCGUGAACACAAUUAGUGAGAAGUUGCGGCACAAGCUAUCAGUCCAAAGUCCUCCCAAAAUACUCAUUGAAAGGUACCUGAUAGAGAUUGCUAAGAAUUAUAACGUGGAAUAUACUCCUGAUGAACAAGUCAUGAGGGAAGAGGAAGGUCGUGAUGCCUUGUUAAUAGAUAUUAACGGCCCACCGAACCCGCCUGGUUUUAUUGGUUACCCACCGCAACCACCAAUGCCUCAAAUGACGCAAAUGCCGAAUUUACCAGCACCUUCUGUUGCACCUUUCAGCUAUCCAUCUCAACCAUCUGGUGGUAAAGCUGGUGGUUUUAUAGCGACACCACCCAAUUACGGCGGUCCCAGCAAACCCACGAGCUACCACGUUCCACCAGGUGUUGACUCGAAGACUCUGAAUAAUAGUUUCCUGCAGGAGGAAAUGAGCAACCUACCACCUGCUUAUGACAGCAUUGAUCACUCUUUGCCACCAAACUUACCGAGUCCCAGUAACGUGUCGGCGCCUCAACCACAACCGCGAACCAGACCGCCUACCAACAAUUACUUCCCAGAGCUUCCAGAAUUACCUUCAGUACCUUCAGAUAUCAUCCUACCCUCAGUCCCCAAUAGCUCCAACUCGAACGCGUCAAACGAACCGAACGCACCGGAUGAAAUUGACUUCGAAGAUCUGAACAGACGUUUCGAAGAGUUGAAGAAGAAAAAGUAAACGAGAUUAUAUGCGCUUGUUAAAGCUUUAUUUGUAUUUACGUUUUGUGGUUUCAGAGAAAAUAAGGAUCUGUGAGUGUUGAUAUAUAACAAACACCUGCACUCAUUAUGUAUGCUGCUUCAAUAUAUAAUAAUUGAAAUAGAUCAUCCACCAAUCGUUACUAAUUAUCAUCGUAUGAAAUUGUUUAUUGUAAAUAUAUGUAUCGAAAAUUAACUAAAGCUAUUUUUUUAAUUUUGUAUCAUAUGAAUUGCAUAGGAGUUAGGAUAAGGUUGAAUUUUAAUUAUUG
Zerene cesonia (dogface butterfly) is the source of this 1518-nucleotide messenger RNA. It is a transcript of the gene Ist1, whose product is annotated as IST1 homolog. Bases 105 to 1232 code for a protein of 375 amino acids. The record is from RefSeq and is a predicted model, not a curated record. Lineage: Eukaryota; Metazoa; Arthropoda; Insecta; Lepidoptera; Pieridae. Gene Ontology annotation, biological process: protein transport. The transcript is spliced from 7 exons.